This is a messenger RNA of Meloidogyne enterolobii, 966 nucleotides long. The record is from the annotation of a GenBank genome assembly. Lineage: Eukaryota; Metazoa; Nematoda; Chromadorea; Rhabditida; Meloidogynidae.
GAGUGAAAUUAGAACCCGGGCCUCUAAAUAUUACCCCUGGGGGGAAUAGGGGGGGGGAAUAGAAGGGAAAAGAGGUAAUAGAGGGAAAAGAGGGGAUAUUGGAGGGAAAAGGGGGGAUAGAGGGAAAAUGGGGGGGGGGGGGGGAAUUGAGGGGGGGGAGGAAAAAAGGGGGGGGAAUAGAGGGAAAGGGGGGGGGGGGGGUAGCAGGGAAAAAAGGGUAGGGGGAGGAUAGAGGAACAACCAAAAUUUUAACAGAAGCAGAACACAUAGAGAAAAGACGGUGCAAAUUAAAAGUCUUAAAGUCUUCGAUUUUCGGGCGGUAUAGGGCAUAACUCUCUAAAGCACAAUUCCGAAGAGGAAUAUCUGUAGAAAAGGAAGAUUGUAGAAGAAGCGCCAAUUCCCUUCCCUGUUUUUCGUACUCUAACGUUCACCAACUCUAAAAAAUUGGGAAAAGAGCAAGGAACGGAAGAAAUAGUAUAGCCAAUUUAAAUAACCGCUUUAUGCACAAUUUAUUUAAACAUUAUGCCAAGAAAUAUUUUUUUCUAAGAGUAAACAGCUGAUGGGAUUUUUCAAGCUUUUAUGGUAGAAGAGAUUGAUCGUGUAGAAGAGGAGGAUUCCAAUUUUCUUCCAUGUCAGAGUUGGCAAAUUACUCCCGAUCCAAUUGUUAUUAGAGGAAUAGGAAACUUAACGUUGUUCGGACUCAAUUCGCGUUUCUCCUCAGAAUUUCCAUGUUCACUAAAAGGAAAAUUGGCACCAGAAGAAUUUCAGGACACAAUGGAUCGAAUUAAUUUUGUUUUGCAAAGGAACAUUCAUUCACAUCUGCGUUGGCUAAUUUGUGGUUUAAUUUUUUGUUGUUGUAGUAUGGGUAUUUCUUUGUGGCCGGUGAUUUAUUUGAAUAAAGGAGUAAGUCUUGAUUUUUAUUUGGUAUACAGGGGGAAUCUCUGUUGGGGAAUCUCAGCAAGCUAA